AUGGAGUCGUCUGUGAAAGGUCAGCUGACGGGAUGCGAUCCAAAUCCGUGUCGGAACGGCGGCGAGUGCACGAAUGGUGUCUGCCAGUGUCCGCUGGGCUUCGAGGGCGACCUGUGCGAGACCGACGUCGACGACUGCGCCGACAAUCCGUGCCAACACGGCGGAACGUGCGUCGACGGCGUCAACGCGUUCACGUGCAAGUGCUUUCCCAGUUUCUUCGGCGCCAACUGCACGGAAUCGGACUGCUGUUACUUGAAUCCGUGUAGGAACAACGGCACCUGCGUCGACGGCCUGGACAACUACAUGUGUGUGUGUCCGCCUGGAUACGAGGGAGACAACUGCGAGCGGGAGAUCGACGAGUGUCUGUCUAAUCCAUGUCGAAACGGCGGAAUCUGCAUCGACGCCGUCGACUCGUUUACGUGCGACUGCGGAACGCGCGGGUUUGACGGUGGUCGGAAAGAUGUGUGUAGGAAUUCCAGCGGAUGCGAUCCCAAUCCGUGCCGCAACGGCGCCACGUGUAACGAUUUGGGAAACGACAGCUAUGUUUGCCAAUGCACGGCUGACUAUAUGGGAUCACUGUGCAGCAAUGUUUCGCGCGAUCUCUACAGUUUUGGCGUUUCGCAGAUGGACGUGCAAGCGGCAGCGAGUGAUGACGGAGUAUUCGGUCCGGUUCGAAUCGAUUUGAACUGCUUUCCUUACGGAUCAAAACGACACACAUCAUUUUAUGUCUCUACCAACGGUCUCUUAUCAUUCGAUCGUCCGUUUGCAAGCAUUUCGCCGUCUUUCUUUCCUGCGUCGACACAGACGUCCGUCGUGGCUCCAUUCUGGGCGGACUUCGAUACACGCAAAGGAGGAGAGAUAUUCUAUCACGUCUACACCGAUCCGUCCUCUUCGUACCUACAGCGGGCGACACGCGACGUGCGCAACGCUACGGCAACCGAACCGAGCGAAGCGAGUGACUUUACGGCGACUUGGGUUCUAGUUGCGACUUGGCAUCGCGUGGCUACGUACGCUAGUCGUACCGGUGAUGGGCACAACACGUUUCAAGUUGUCGUGGCGACGGACGGUGUCGUUACGUUUGCUCUGAUGAAUUAUCUACAAGACGGUCUCCGUUGGAGCGAUUUGAGUGCGGCAGCGGCCCCUGCCGUCGGUUUCACGACCGACGACGGAUCGCACUUUGUCAAUCACUUUCUGUCGAAGAGUUCGAGCGUCGUCAGUCUAGCGGGGCAGAGGCUUUUGUAUCCGUUGAGUCUCACUGGUUCGUGUCCCGAGAAUCGGAAGAAACGAUGCGUGAUGUGGUAUGAAGAAGAUAUCGACGUUCAUGGCUGUUCGCGACCGUUCUGGACGGAAUUUCUUCUGCCGUGUCCGUUCGCGCUUUCGCAGAUAAGGAACGAUUUUCGUUUCCAGUUUUACGGACGUCGGAGUGGACUGACGUGCUUCGUGUCUGGUGUGGCGAGAUCGUUCGGUGUGCAAACGGAGUGUUGUUAUGAGUCGGAUGAGUCAUUCGGUGGAGUGCUGAGACUCGGUCCGCCGUCUGGAGGAUCCGCGAACCGACACGAUUCGAGGCUUUAUCCGGGUCUUCAUAAAGAAUUAGACGUGAGCCCGUAUGAUGACUGCUGCGUCUACUCGGACGAGUGUCACUUGUAUUACGAGAGGAGACCAUCCACGGAAUCGCAGAACUACGUUCCUCCUACAUGGGAGGGUUGGAUGCUGGGCGAUCCUCACUUUCGUACACUGGAUGGAGUGGAAUACACAUUCAAUGGUCUGGGCGAAUACAUGUUGGUGAAGACGUCAGAGAACGAUUUCGUGCUGCAAGGACGCACGAUGCUAGUUGAGGGUUCCGCCGCUACCGCAUUCUCUGCCGUCGUUGCCGCUCAGUUUAGGAAAUCGGAUGACUUCACUCGCGCUCAAUUGGCGUCAAGUGCCGUACACGUAGAACUGACGCGUGGCAAUGGUCUGUCUGUGUGGGUCUGCUGCUAUGGUAACACGCGGGGUCUUUCCGACAUUUUACCGUUUACGAGUUAUGUUGCUAGCGGAUGGCGUCAUAUAUCCGAUCUGUUUUCACGCUUGACGGAGACUGAAAUGAUUGCUCUAGACGGCGCGUCGCUCUCUCGGCCUGAUAACGAGACUCUCGUGGCCAGAUUCGCUUCCGGAAUGUCGGUGCGAGUCGACGUUAAGAGCCGCAGUCUGGCUGUUAUUUGGGCGGCACCGGACAGGUUUAAAGGAGGAACGAGAGGUUUGCUGGGAGUGUGGGACGAUGAUGAGAGCAACGACUUUACUGGGAGAAACGGAGAGUCUAUCUCUAUCGACUCUAGAGAUCGUCAGAUACACGAUCUGUCACAAACCUGGCAGCUGACACCUUCGGAGUCUCUAUUUCACUACGAAAGCGGACAAAACGGUGCCAGCUUUUCUAUCCUCGGUCACGUGCCUUCUUUUCUGGACGAAAUCGAGGAUCGAUAUACGGAGGAGGAGAAAGCAGCAUGCGACAACGACAAAUUCUGUUUGUACGACGCACACGAGUCGCACAACAUUAGCGUCGGUACAGAAACACUUGCCACGCGAUCUCAAUUCCUCAAAUCGUUGAACCAACUUGGUAAUUUGCCGCCAGUAAUGGAAGGUGGCGACGUCAUCAAGGCAACGGUAGGCGUGGAGACGGUAUACAACUUUAAUGUGUCCGACGACGGCGCAGAAAAUGUCAUUAUGGAAGGAGUUCUUCCUUCCAGUGCCUCACUAGAACGUGUCGGAAACAGCUUCGCGUUUACUUGGAGGCCGACGUCGUUUGCGUCCGUUAGUAUUCACUUCGUGGCCCGCAACAGUUUGGGUCUGACGAGUCAACUGCAUCCGCUUGUUCGCUUGUGUGCGUGUAAUUUGGACGGGAAAGCGUCGUGCGUGCCGGCGCCGGGGGACGGCGGUGAGGCGAGGUUCCUUCUUGAUGAUUGCCUAUGCGGGAUGGGAUGGGAAGGACGCUUUUGUUGUAUUGACAUUGACGGCUGUUUGGCCUCGAACUGUUAUCCGAAUACAGCUUGUAUUGAUCGACUGGCUCCCGAUCUCGGAUUCGACUGCGGAGAAUGUCCGACGGGAUACGAACGCGACGGAGACAAAUGUCGAGUCUGCGAAGUGAGAGCACCAUACAGAUAA
This is a messenger RNA of Corticium candelabrum, 3138 nucleotides long. RefSeq names its product mucin-like protein. Bases 1 to 3138 code for a protein of 1045 amino acids. Gene Ontology annotation, biological process: cell-matrix adhesion. The transcript has 9 exons. NCBI's taxonomy places the organism in Eukaryota, Metazoa, Porifera, Homoscleromorpha, Homosclerophorida, Plakinidae. Gene Ontology annotation, molecular function: calcium ion binding. The record is from RefSeq and is a predicted model, not a curated record.